Lagopus leucura (white-tailed ptarmigan) is the source of this 2124-nucleotide messenger RNA. RefSeq names its product chromobox 2 (gene CBX2). Gene Ontology annotation, biological process: negative regulation of transcription by RNA polymerase II. Lineage: Eukaryota; Metazoa; Chordata; Aves; Galliformes; Phasianidae. Gene Ontology annotation, cellular component: PRC1 complex; heterochromatin. The transcript is spliced from 5 exons. The record is from RefSeq and is a predicted model, not a curated record. The coding region runs from base 1 to 1587 and encodes 528 amino acids.
AUGGAGGAGCUGAGCAGCGUGGGAGAGCAGGUCUUCGCCGCCGAGUGCAUCCUCAGCAAGCGGCUCCGCAAGGGCAAGCUGGAGUACCUGGUCAAGUGGCGGGGCUGGUCCUCCAAGCACAACAGCUGGGAACCCGAGGAGAACAUCCUUGAUCCAAGGCUCCUCCUCGCUUUCCAAAAGAAGGAACAUGAGAAAGAAGUGCAGAACCGCAAGAGAGGCAAGCGGCCACGGGGCAGACCCAGGAAACACGUGGAACCAGAGAUGCCUUCGAAAAGUAAGUCGAGCAGCUCCUCUUCCUCAACGUCUUCCUCCUCCUCCUCCUCUGAUGAAGAGGAUGAAAGUGAUCUGGAAGCAAAGAGAGGUCCCCGCAGCAGAGAGACCCACCCGGUGCCGCAGAAAAAAGCUCAGAUCCUGGUGGCAAAGCCAGAAAUGAAGGACAGUUCCAGAAAGAAACGUGGGCGGAAACCUCUGCCCCCAGAGCAGAAAGCAGCUCGAAGGACCGUGAACCUGACAAAGGUGCUGAAGACAUCCCGGAAAGAGGUGGGGGGCAGCAGCAAGCUGCUGGGCAAGCUGCAGCCGCAACAUGGCACACAGGGCACGGGGCUGGCUGGGCUGAAGGAGCCACCGGGUGCAUUGGCUGGGCUCAGCUCCGGGGGAUCCUCGGCAGAAAACAUCCCCAGUGCGAUGAAAAGCGGCUCCAGCAGCCCCAGUCGGGCCAUCAGCUGGCAGAGCUCCAUCGUGCAUUACAUGAACAGGAUGUCUCAAAACCAGAGCUCGGCCGAAACCUCGCCGCUAGGAAGGCUGGCGCUGAAGUCACAGGCAUCCAGCAAGAGUAGCUUAGGGCUGGACUUAAAAAUGAGGAACCAGAAAGGAGCGGGGGAGGUGGGGCUGUCCAUGCAGGGAGCCAAGACCACCAAGGUUCCUGGCAGCGGCACCGGAGGGGAUCAGAAAUCGGGGUUCACCACCGGAGCCCAAAUGCUGCACAAUGGCAGCAAGACGCCCACAAGCUCCUCUGCGCCUGGGGGGCAGCACGCAUCCAGCCAGGAGCUGAACCUCCAAGCUUUAAACCUGCAGAGUGUCAAAAACGGGCAGAGUGCAGCAAGUGGGAGCAGCGCGCCUCGCCAUGCCUGCAGCUCUAUGCCCAAAAGCACCACCGCAGCCACCGGUUUGGGUCCUGCUGGGUCCAAGGGUGGUGGAACCAAUGCCGGCUUGAACGCUGCCAAUGUGGGAGAUGGCAGCAAGAGUGAGAAGCAGGCACGCAGGGCAGGUGCUGGUGACAGGGACGUGGCCAAGGGUGGCACAGCCGGUGGGCAGGAGGGGCACGCGGCCCCCGAGAGCCGCAAAGCAGCCGCCCUGUCUGAAAUGAGUACAGGCGACGAGAGCAGCUCGGACUCGGAUCGGGAUUCGGCUUCCUUUCCCAGCGUGGGUCAGAACAUGUCUGUCUCCAUCCAGACCAGCCAGGACUGGAAGCCCACCCGCAGCCUGAUCGAGCACGUCUUCGUCACGGAUGUCACCGCAAACCUGAUCACAGUGACGGUCAAGGAAUCCCCCACCAGCGUUGGGUUCUUCAAUGUCCGGCAAUACUGAGCUGGGGAGCCGGAGAGGAGGGAGACGUCCUUCAGCUUCCCUCGCCCUUGCCCAGCUCUCCCACCAGGUUUUCAUUUCUUUAGGUACUGCCCCACGGCAGGGACUCACGCGAUGACCUCCUGCCACCAGCCCCGUGCCCCUCCACUGCAGGCAGUGCCAGCUCGGACCUGCAGCCCCUCACACCCCCAGGACCCACUGGAAGCUGUGUGCAGAGGGUCGGGAAAGGUGGUGAAGCCUGUACAGAAGUGCCAGCAGAUGAGGUGGGCCCUCCCUGCCUCCUCCAUCCAUCCGAGCCAGUGCCACUGGCCAGGAGCAAAGGCACUGGGAGGUGACAGCUGGCAAGUUCUGAGCCAGGCUUCACUACAUGAAGUUCACUUGCUUUAUGGCUUGAGAUGCCAGUGUGUGGCACGGGGCUCUGGCAGCAGGGAGAGGGGCAGAGGGGAGGUGCCAGGCUUACGCUUGGGAGAGAAGAGGGCAGCUCUCCUUUUUCUGGGCGGCCCAAGCUACCAGAGCAGCCAUGAUCCAAACGAGACAGCU